Molecule: messenger RNA, 881 nt
Organism: Panonychus citri (citrus red mite)
Lineage: Eukaryota; Metazoa; Arthropoda; Arachnida; Trombidiformes; Tetranychidae
Product: ADP-ribosylation factor-like protein 3
Exons: 6
Coding region: 231-782 (183 amino acids)
Biological process (GO): cilium assembly
Cellular component (GO): microtubule cytoskeleton; cytoplasm
Molecular function (GO): GTP binding; GTPase activity
Source: RefSeq, a predicted model, not a curated record
ACCUCCGAAUUGCAAUUUAGCAAAACAAAAAACAAAUUAAACAGAAAACUGAAAUUAGUGAAAUCUAAUUGAACAUUUUAUUGUCAAAUCGCCGAUUAUUAUUAUUAAUUUUGAUCACUCACAUAAUCGUAAAAUUUAAUUGCAACAAUCAAGUGAAAGGAAAAAAGUUUCUUCAAAAUACCAACAGUAAAUUAAGAUUUAAUUAUCUCAAGAUUAGUUCGUUACACAAAAUGGUAUUGGGUCUCCUUUCAUUACUAAGAAAAUUAAAAUCAACCCCUGAUCGCGAGGUCCGAAUUCUGUUAUUGGGCCUGGACAAUGCGGGGAAAACGACGAUUCUCAAAAAAAUGUCCUCCGAGGACAUUUCUCAUAUUACACCAACUCAGGGUUUCAAUAUCAAGAGUGUCCAAACGGCCGGAUUCAAGUUAAAUGUUUGGGACAUCGGCGGUCAACGGAAAAUUAGACCUUAUUGGAAAAACUAUUUUGAAAAUACUGAUAUUCUGAUUUAUGUUAUCGACAGUUCGGAUAAGAAACGAUUCGAAGAGACCAGCAUUGAAUUGAAUGAAUUGUUGACCGAAGAUAAAUUAAACGGUAUUCCAAUAUUGGUCUAUGCUAAUAAACAAGACCUUUUCAAUGCCGCUCCUGCAAGUGAGAUCGCUGAAGGCCUUCAUUUACCGUCGAUUCGUGAUCGUAGUUGGCAAAUACAAGCUUGUUCAGCGAUUUCAGGUGAAGGGCUUAAGGAAGGAUUGGAUUGGGCCUGUAAGAAUAUCAAGUCCAAAAAGUGAUCAACAAUUAGUGUAAUCGAAAGCUAAAUUGUAACCGCUUUUUACUCCGAUCAACUUGUUCAACUAUAUUAUUAAUACUUAAUCUGAGUGUCCGAGUUU